GUUGAAUUGUCUCAAUCUCCUUUACCUGUUUACUGGAAACAACAUUUGGAGAAGAGAAGAAGCCAAAUGAGGAGCUGUUUCUUUUGUUGUAGAUAGAAUAAGAUAAACCAUCCUCCUUACCAUACAACAUCAGAGCCACAAAUGCAGCUAAGGGAGUCCAUCCAAAAGACCAAGCGCUUUUUUCACAUAACCCUCCAAAAUCUCAAGGCCUUCCUCUUUAGAGGGUACCAAAAACUACCCGAAACCCCACCCUGCAACCCCUUCUCUUGCAGCAGUUGCAAAAACCAGAAAAAACAUCAGCUAGAUCAUAUCUAUGCAGAUUUUUCUGAUCAAUGGGAGUCAGACCAAGAUAGGGACAAAAGAAGAAAGAUGAAGGGUAUAAUGUCAUCAAAAGAGCUGGUGAAGGAAGAAGACAAUUGUAGUGGAAACUUUGUGAAGUUGGCAAAGCAGAGUCCUGAGAAUAACAAGCAUGAAAAGGGAGGAAAUGAGGAGAUCAAGAACAUGGGAAGUUCCCAUCAAGGAAGGAGAGUACAGCCAUCUUCUUAUCUGGUUGCCAAUGGAGGGGGCUUUGCCUUAUUACAGAAGAUGAAAGAACUGGAGAUGAUGGAUGCAGGUGAUGUGGAUCAUGUGUUGGACAUAGAAGAGGUGCUCCACCACUAUUCUCGCCUUACAUGCCCAAUUUAUCUAGACAUUGUCGACAGCUUUUUCAUGGAGAUGUAUCGCGAAUUCUUCCUUCCACAAGCACCCUCUCUUCGCACUAACAGUUCAAGUAGGAGGCUUGGCCCACUGAAGUUGUAGGUGACCUACUUUCAAGUUCUUUCUUAGCAAGUUCAUCUGUGUGUGUUUGUGCUUUUGAUUUUCAGCUUCCUAGUCCUCUCUACUAUUGUUGUUCCUUGCUUAAGUGUGUUCCUCCUUACAGUAUAGAAGUCUGCAAAUUUGUCCACUGCUACCUCUUCACCUCAUCCUUAGACUAAUUAUUCUUGAUUUCAAAUUUCUCUUCUACAAUGGUGCUUAGAUGCUGUGAAGAUUUGCCUUUGAUUAUAAGUCAUAAUAAGUCUUCUUUUA
Vitis vinifera (wine grape) is the source of this 1065-nucleotide messenger RNA. RefSeq lists its product as uncharacterized. Lineage: Eukaryota; Viridiplantae; Streptophyta; Magnoliopsida; Vitales; Vitaceae. The record is from RefSeq and is a predicted model, not a curated record. The transcript has a single exon. The coding region runs from base 142 to 798 and encodes 218 amino acids.